AUGGGGGAUCCAAGUUCAAGCAUGGAGGCGCAACCGUCUGCACCUUCACCACCAACGCCUCCACCGCAGCCAACGCCGUCAAUGUCUCUGGUUCAUCCAUCAGCCAAGAAGAAAAGCAAACAUGCCAAGGUAUUUCGCGUUUUUCGUAAUGUUUUCCGAUCAUUUCCGAUAAUGACACCCGUAUGCAAACUCCCCUCCCUCUCCGGGGGCUUAUUACCGGACAGCCGUUCCGUCGCCGGCUCACGCAUCACAGGCACAUUGUUCGGAUGCCGGAAAGGCCGUGUAAGCCUGUCCAUUCAAGAAAACCCUAAGACCCUCCCCACACUGGUGGUGGAGUUAGCCAUGCAAACCUAUGUGUUGCAAAAGGAAAUGAGCCUUGGAAUGGUAAGGAUCGCCCUCGAAUCCGAAAAACGACCCGAAAAAGACAAGACGAAGCUCUUGGAGGAGCCAUUAUGGACAAUGUAUUGUAAUGGAAAGAAAUCUGGCUAUGGCGUGAAGAGGGAGGCGACCGAGGAGGAUUUGAAUGUCAUGGAAGUUCUCAAGGCGGUGUCAAUGGGGGCCGGAGUGUUGCCGGGGAAAUCCGAGGCGGAAGGACCGGACGGUGAAAUGGCGUACAUGAGGGCGUAUUUCGAGCGUGUUGUGGGAUCAAAAGACUCGGAGACUCUAUACAUGUUGAGCCCUGAUGGGAACAAUGGACCUGAAUUGAGUAUUUUCUUUGUAAGAAUAGGUUGA
Fraxinus pennsylvanica is the source of this 732-nucleotide messenger RNA. The record is from the annotation of a GenBank genome assembly. NCBI's taxonomy places the organism in Eukaryota, Viridiplantae, Streptophyta, Magnoliopsida, Lamiales, Oleaceae.